Seriola dumerili (greater amberjack) is the source of this 3576-nucleotide messenger RNA. Its product is annotated as NLR family CARD domain-containing protein 3-like. The record is from RefSeq and is a predicted model, not a curated record. The transcript has 10 exons. Gene Ontology annotation, molecular function: protein binding. NCBI's taxonomy places the organism in Eukaryota, Metazoa, Chordata, Actinopteri, Carangiformes, Carangidae. Bases 1 to 3576 code for a protein of 1191 amino acids.
AUGUCAGGAUGUAUAGAAGACCAGCCUUUGCUGAACCUGAGCCUGGACCUGAACCUGGACCCAGCUGCGUGUCCUUCAAGAACCUACACCAAGGCCCAAUGUCCUAAUGCGGGGAAGGAGUCUGAACUAGUGUGGGAGGUGGAGUGCUACCAACUAGAUGUAGUUGGGCUCCCCUCUACGCAUAACAGGGGAUCUGGAACCAAACUCCAGGAGAAGGGCUGGACUCUCUCCUUUUCCGGAGUUGCCCAGGGUUACAGGCAUCGGACAGGUGUGGGGAACCUCACAAGCCCCCAGUUGAGCACCACUGUGUUGGAGUUCUCCCCGGGGAAUGAGAGGGUCACCUGGGUGCAACUGCGGGUUGCUCUGACUAUUGUGUGUGCUUAUGCACCAAACAUCAGCUCAGAGUAUCGGGCCUUCUUAGAGUCUCUCGGUGGUGUCCUGGAAAGGGUCCUGCCUGGGGACUCUAUAGUUCUGCUGGGGUACUUCAACACUCAUGUGGGCAACAAUGGAGAAACCUGGAGGGGCAUGAAUGGGAGGAUCGACCUCCCUAAUCUGAACCUGAGUGGUUCUCCGUGCAUGUCCAACUGGGAGAAGACCUCGGGUUUUCUGUUCCACCUGCUGGAGGAGAGCAUUGGCACUUUUGUGAAGAAUGAGCUGAAGAAGAUCCAGAAAGUUGUAGGUCCAGAUUACCCAGAAUGCUUAGAGAGUCAGAGGGAGGAUGAAGAGGUGUUGAACAGUGAGGAUGAGGAGCAGAAGAGGAGCAGCAGAGAGGCAUUUCUGAAGAUCACACUGGACUUCCUGAGGGGAAUGAAGCAGGAGGAGCUGGCUGACUGUCUGCAGAGCAGACAUAUUGCUGCAGUUUGUCAACAUAAACUCAAAUCUAAGCUGAAGAAGAAGUUCCAGUGUGUGUUUGAGGGGAUUUCUAAAGCAGGAAACCCAACCCUUCUGAAUCAGAUCUACACAGAGCUCUACAUCACAGAGGGAGGGACUGGAGAGGUCAAUGAUGAACAUGAGGUCAGACAGAUUGAAACAGCAUCCAGGAAACCAGUCAGACCAGAAACAACCAUCAGACAAGAAGACAUCUUUAAAUCCUCACCUGGAAGAGAUGAACCAAUCAGAACAGUGAUGACAAAGGGAGUGGCUGGCAUUGGGAAAACAGUCUUAACACAGAAGUUCACUCUGGACUGGGCUGAAGACAAAGCCAACCAGGACAUACAGUUCACAUUUCCAUUCACCUUCAGAGAGCUGAAUGUGCUGAAAGAGAAAAAGUUCAGCUUGGUGGAACUUGUUCAUCACUUCUUUACUGAAACCAAAGAAGCAGGAAUCUGCAGGUUUGAUCAGUUCCAGGUUGUGUUCAUCUUUGACGGUCUGGAUGAGUGUCGACCUCCUCUGGACUUCCACAACACUGAGAUCCUGACUGAUGUUACAGAGUCCACCUCAGUGGACGUGCUGCUGACAAACCUCAUCAGGGGGAAACUGCUUCCCUCUGCUCGCCUCUGGAUAACCACACGACCUGCAGCAGCCAAUCAGAUCCCUCCUGAGUGUGUUGACAUGGUGACAGAGGUCAGGGGGUUCACUAACCCACAGAAGGAGGAAUACUUCAGGAAGAGGUUCAGAGAUGAGGAGCCAGCCAGCACGAUCAUCUCCCACAUCAAAACAUCACGAAGCCUCCACAUCAUGUGCCACAUCCCAGUCUUCUGCUGGAUCACUGCUACAGUUCUGGAGGAGGUGUUGAAAACCAGACAGGGAGGAGAGCUGCCCAAGACCCUAACUCAGAUGUACAUCCACUUCCUGGUGGUUCAGUCCAAAUUGAAGAAUGUCAAGUAUGACAGAAGAUCUGAGACAGAUCCACACUGGAGUCCAGAGACCAGGAAGAUGAUUAAGUCUCUGGGAAAACUGGCUUUUGAGCAGCUGCAAAACGGAAACCUGAUCUUCUAUGAAUCAGACCUGACAGAGUGUGGCAUCAAUAUCAGAGCAGCCUCAGUGUACUCAGGAGUGUUCACACAGAUCUUUAAAGAGGAGAGAGGGCUGUACCAGGACAAGGUGUUCUGCUUCGUCCACCUGAGUGUUCAGGAGUUUCUGGCUGCUCUUCAUGUCCAUCUGACCUUUAUCAACUCUGGACUCAAUCUGCUGACAGAAAAGAAAUCAACCCCCCAGAGUAAGAAACAAGUAAGAAACAAAUCCAAAUUAUUCUACCACAGUGCUGUGAACAAGGCCUUACAGAGUCCCAAUGGACACCUGGACUUGUUCCUCCGCUUCCUCCUGGGUCUUUCACUCCAGACCAAUCAGACUCUCUUGCAAGGCCUGCUGAAACAGACAGGAAGUGACUCAAAAAACAGUCCAGAAACAGUCCAGUAUAUCAAGAAGAAGAUUGAAGAGACUCCCUCUGCAGAGAGAAGCAUCAACCUGUUCCACUGUCUGAAUGAGCUGAAUGAUCGUUCUCUAGUGAAGGAAAUCCAAGAGUACCUGAGAUCAGGAAGUCUCUCCACAGACAAACUCUCUCCAGCUCAAUGGUCAGCUCUGGUCUUCAUCUUACUGUCAUCAGAAAAAGAUCUGGACCUGUUUGACCUCAAGAAAUACUCUGCUUCAGAGGAGGCUCUUCUGAGGCUGCUGCCAGUGGCCAAAGCCUCUCACAAAGCUCUACUGAGUGACUGUAACCUCUCAGAGAGAAAGUGUGAAGCUCUGUCCUCAGUUCUCAGCUCCCAGUCCUCUAGUCUGAGAGAGAUAGACCUGAGUAACAACAACCUGCAUGAUUCAGGAGUCAACCUGCUGUCCGUUGGACUGGAGAGUCCAAACUGUACACUGGAAACUCUCAGUCUUUCAGGCUGUCUGAUCACAAAGGAAGGCUGUGCUUCUCUAGCUUCAGCUCUGAGCUCCAACCCCUCCCAUCUGAGAGAGCUGGACCUGAGCUUCAAUCAUCCAGGAGGCUCAGGACUGAAGCUUCUGUCCGCUGGACUGGACGAUCCAGACUGGAGACUGGACACUCUCAGGUUGGAGCCUGGUGGAGUCCGAUGGUUGAGACCAGGUCUGAGGAAGUAUUCCUGUGAACUCGCAUUCAACACAAACACAGUGAACAAAAACCUGAAGCUGUCUGACGACAACAGCAAGGUGACAUUUGUGGAGGAGGAACAGUCGUAUCCUGAUCAUCCAGACAGAUUUGACCAGUGUCCUCAGCUGUUGUGUAGAAAUGUUCUGAUUGGUCGCUGUUACUGGGAGGUCGAGUGGCGAGGAGUGGUUCAUGUAUCAGUGAGUUACAGAGGAAUCAGAAGGAGAGGAGACGGUGAAGACUGUGAAUUUGGAAGGAAUGAUCAGUCCUGGAGUCUGUUCUGCUCUGAUGGUCGUCACUAUGUCUGUCACAAUAAGAAACUGACAAAUUUACCCUCCUCCUCCUCCUCCUCCUCUGUCUCUGACAGAGUAGCAGUGUAUGUGGACUGUCCCGCUGGCACUCUGUCCUUCUACAGAGUCUCCUCUGACUCACUGAUCCACCUCCACACCUACAACACCACAUUCACUGAACCUCUGUAUCCUGGGUUUGGGUUCUGGUCUGGUUCCUCAGUGUGUCUGUGUUCAGAGUAG